This is a messenger RNA of Anastrepha obliqua, 885 nucleotides long. RefSeq lists its product as uncharacterized. The transcript has 2 exons. Lineage: Eukaryota; Metazoa; Arthropoda; Insecta; Diptera; Tephritidae. The record is from RefSeq and is a predicted model, not a curated record. Bases 1 to 885 code for a protein of 294 amino acids.
AUGUUGAGCCACUCAUUUUGGCUGCUAGCAACAUUAACAGUCCUUUCGUGCACCUUCCGCAAUGUGACGACGCGCACCGCCACCGGUUCGACGGCACAACAACUAACCGCUGCACAAGCCAAAGAUGGCGGCGGCGGCGGCAGUGGUGACAGUGGUAGUGCGCAAUCAUGGGCCAGCUCUGGCGCGAGUAGCUCCGGUGCCUUCUGGGGUGAUCUUUCGCAAGCCUAUCGAAUUUAUAAGAAUUGCACGCAAGACAAUCUCUCGGUGUGCCUGAAGGUGAAACUAUUGACGGGGCUGCAGCGAGUGUUACGAUCAUCGAAGGUGCUUAAACUAAUUGAUGGCGUGCAAUUCGUCAAGAGCGGCGAUGAAGCGACAAAUGGUAACGCGGCGCCUCGGUUGAGUUUCACCAAUGAAAAGGAGCUCGAAGCGGUGUUGCCACGUGGCGAAGCCGCUAAGGAGCAGGUGCUGCACAGUAUGAUUGCGCGGGAAUUUUCCAAUUUGCUGGAGAAUUUCACGUUGCAGGUCAAAUUUCCCUACAUGCAAGGCACGGCGUCAAACACCGACGAAAGCGUUACAGAGGGACGAAAGAAAAAGGACAAGAAAGGCGGUGGUGGCGCUUAUAUAAUGAUUCCACUACUGCUCGGCGGCACCUUCAUACCAAUUGCUUAUGGCGCCCUAGCAAUGCUGGCGGGUAAAGCGUUGAUCGUUUCCAAGUUGGCGCUCGUGUUGGCCUCCAUUAUCGGCAUUAAGAAACUAUUAAGUGGCAACAACAAGGACUCGCACGAAGUGGUCGUCUCAUCGGGUGGUCAUUCGGGUUGGGGACGUGACAUGGAUCUGGCAUACAGUGGCUGGAAACCUGGCAAAGAGGGUGUGAAGGGUAUGUAG